This is a messenger RNA of Athalia rosae (coleseed sawfly), 6495 nucleotides long. Its product is annotated as LON peptidase N-terminal domain and RING finger protein 3. The record is from RefSeq and is a predicted model, not a curated record. Lineage: Eukaryota; Metazoa; Arthropoda; Insecta; Hymenoptera; Athaliidae. The transcript is spliced from 10 exons. Bases 2487 to 4694 code for a protein of 735 amino acids. Gene Ontology annotation, molecular function: protein binding.
AAAUAUACACAUAUAAUUACAUAAUCGUGUAUACAUGUAAUCCAUAUAGGUGCUCCGGUUAGAGGGAGAUUCGGUUUUUUCCCUCGCCAUUGUAAAAUCGAGAGAAAAAAAAAAUAAGAAACAGAUGUCUAACAAAUGUAGUCGUGAUUGAGCUUUCGAGGAGGGUUGCUCUCGCAACGCGUGCAGCCCGGUGGUAUAUACUUUUAUUGAUUCUCAAAGCGGCGAAACCUGAAGCUCCGGUGAACUCCACGCGUUCGUAUCAUUCCCAACGAAUAUACGGGUAUAUUCCCUCUUCCCAAUUAUUUUCUGAAUGAAAAUCGUCGUCGAUCGAUUUCCGAAGCUAAUCAAUCGCUCGGUAAUCGUCGCGAUAACGAAAAGGCAUUGAUCUCGUUCGUCCGAGUCUUCAGUUAUUUAUUUUUUUUUUCCUCCUUCAUUUUGUCGAAAACAAUUACAUAACUAUACGUAUCACCGCCACAUAUCGCAAGUACCGGAGCUGGAGGCGGCUUCAUUUUUCCCACUAACGAUAGAGCGAUAACGUUAUUCGGCCGAACGGAAAAGAAAGAAUGAUGAAAAAAAUAAACCAAUAUAAUCGAUUACCUAACGAUCGAAAAAUUCUUUCUCGCAGGGGCUAGGCUCCGCGGUUUCGAAAAGGUGGAGGGAAAUCAUCGAAUCAUCGGUGACAUUGCGGUGGCCCGUGACAGGUGAAGAUAACGUGGGGAGGUAUAGCGACUAAAAAUAAUGGAAUGAAAAAACAAAAGGAAGUGAAAAAAAGAAAAGAGAGCGAAGAAGAGCCGGAAUAAUAGGCGUCCGGGGGCGGGAGGGAAAGGGGCGGGAAAUAUUACGUCGACGUCGAGAUGACGCCGAACCGUCCCGAUUCGAGGACGUUGCGACGGCAUUCGAGCUUUCGAAGUGGGGACUUCGUCGGACGAGUCUCCGUUGAGAGUCGCGCGUCUUGUCCGCACCGUGGGGGCGCUGCCACUGACACCAUCUGACACUUGCCAAUGCUCCUCGGGAACGUUCGCUCUUGCCAACUAGUGACAGCCCAGACGCCGGACAGACACUUGCCUCCGUCGUUCAAGUCAGGCUGGAAUAUACCGCGUGCGUGCUCCUACGCCUCCGUCAACACGAGCCAACGCGGCCCAAGGCACCGUAACGUCAACUGUCAAAAUUUCGCGCGUUAACGGAACAACGUCGAAUACCCGGACCGAGACUCGGUUUAUCGACGAGAAAAUACGGAGGUUCCCGCACAGACGAUUGCUGCCUAAACGUAUUUUCGAAAUCUGUUGAUUUUUCUUUUUUGUUCUUUUUUUUUUGUUUCCAAUUCGGUAAUUUUUACGUGGAAAAUUUCGAAAUAGUUUUUUGCGUUUUUUUUUUUUUACCAUCGUUAAUUAUCGUUCAUCGAUUUUGAUCUCUUUCGUGACGUUCGGAAGUGAUUUUCAAAAAAGUGCAAUAUAUAAUAUCAUCAGUGGCCGGUUGUUUUCGAUCAGAAGGAAAACAAAACGAAUCCAUAUAUAAACAAGUGAAGUGUACGUUCUUCGGCCUCCGCAUCUCUAGUGUGUUCAUCUUCGGUAUAUAAUCGGUGAUUGAAAAUACGCUAUUUGCCAAGGAUAAAAUUGUGCUUCUUUUUUUAUAAAGAUUAACUUUGAAAGAUCAGUGAACGGUGCGUUUCAUUGCUGUUCUCUUGCAGAUCAGACGCGCAACAAAAACGAAUCGACCAGCGUCGACCGCGUCAAUGCGGGAUCGAUAUUACAGGCAUUGAAGUCUCUCAAAAAAUCUUUAUUCCCAUAGCUUCUUUAUUCUCACGACACGUAAAUACGUUCCGUUUUAAUCUUCGGAGCAUUACAAUAACGGUGGUUGGAGAAACGGUAAACGAGAUUGCAGCUGCUGCAGAAUUCCUUUAAAUCUCCAAUCCCAGUUAUACCGGUACGGGAAAAAUUAGGUGCGACGUCGAAAAUUAGCAAAAACGAUAAAUGAACGUCAACGGACAUUAAUGUACUUCGAAAUUUUCGACCAGUCAAUUGAAUAUUCUAUCGUGGGUACAAAAUAUUCACUUGCUCUGCGAAAUUAAUUGUCGCCCAAAAAAUUGAUAAAUUGCAUUUUUCGUCGUUCGUUGAAAAAAAUGUCGGUAAAAGCUCAGUGUCUAUAUAUAUACCGAGAAGACGAGAUAAUAUUCAUCGUGGAUGCUGCGGUGAAUCGAUGUUAUCAGAGAAGCGAGAGGUGAACAAUUUUGGAAUAUGAUCAUGAGUUCAGUGACCGCCAGAUGGAUAAUUGAAGUAAUAAUAAAAAACAAAGAAACGAUAUACAUGAAUAGGUAUAUGAAUUAUCCGUUCUGAUACCGGAGAGAAUAUAAUUGAAAAAGAAAAUAAUAAAAGUUUUUCAGGGUGAUCCGUAUAUCGAAAUUUUCAAACGGAUAACAAACGAAAACGCGAACGAAGUAUAUCGAAAAUAGAAAACGUGUAGCGGGUAAAUAUCGGCGUUAUUUAAAAAUGACGGAAAUGGCGCGGGAAGCGUUCGCGUCGCGAAAUUACAGUUUGGCCGCGGAGAUAUACGAACGUUACUUGGACGAGCAGAAUCCAAAUUAUGAGAUAUGUUUCGGUUACGGUGAUUCUUUGUCGAGAUGCGGCCGAAUCAGGGAGGCGAUAGACGUUUACGCCCAGUGUUUCGAACUGGGUUCAGUGCCCAUAGAGAGUCUGAAACAUCUCUCCACCGCCCUGUUGGAGAGCGUGAAAUGUGCGGCCGGACCGAGAAGAAGAAGCGAACCCUCGUUCGCCUGCCCCUCUUGCGAAGGGAUUUUAUUUCAACCCGUGACCGCCGCGUGCGGUCACACUUACUGUAGGACAUGUUUCGAGCCUAACAAGGGGUGUAAAAUUUGCGGUCAAAAACUUGGAGCCGUUGGAGAAACGAACGUCCUCAUUCAGAGACUCGUUGAAAAGUGGUGGCCCGCGGAAGCCGAGGCUAGCAGAGAAAGACACGAGGGUGACAGACUUCUGAAGGAAGGACACGUCAGCCAGGCCAUGGAACACUACAAUCUCGCCGUUCAACUCGCUCCCAACAACCCUCUUCAUCUCACAAACAGAGCGCACGCAUCGCAUUUGCUAAACAGACCGCAAGCAUCGCUUUCGGAUGCUGAUCAUGCAGUCAGACUCAGACCGGACUGGGGAAAGGGACACUACAGAAGAGGCGUGGCACUUUCAUGCUUGGGCAGACAUGAAGAAGCUUUUUCUGCACUUUGCACAUGCGUUGCUAUCGACGGAAAUCCACAGCCAGUGCGGCAAGAACUGACCAGGCUACUUCAUCGAAUGUUAGCACCGAAUUUGAGAAGACAGAAUGUUAUUUCUUCGCGAGCUCCUUAUCACCUCGGUCAACACUUGUCGGCGAGGAACAGACGUAAUCGAAUACAUCAAAUACUUCUUCCGUUGAUGAGUCCGAUUCAGAAUCAUCAAAGGGAAGCACUUAACACGUCCGAUUGCGAAGACAACAGCAGCGGCGAAGAAGAACUCAUAACUCAGUCCAUGUGUCGAAGAUUGUUGUCCGCCACCGAAUCAACGGACAAUGGAAAACUCCACGCCAUAUUGGAUAGGGUUUAUCAGGAAGUGAAGAAACUUAAAUUCGACACAAGACUGCCUACAGGGCUGCUACCACCCCUAACGAUUUCCGGUACCAGUAGCGGAGAAUUUGACUGUAUACUUUGCUGUCGAGUACUUUGGAAACCGGUAACGACACCCUGCGGUCACACGUAUUGUUGGAUGUGUCUCGAUCGAUGCCUCGAUUACUCGUCAGCCUGCCCCCUCUGCGUCACAUCCCUUGCCGAUUAUUUUGCGAGCAGUCAAAAAGCCGUUACCGACUUCGUUGAGCGAGCGCUGAAAAUCGUUACGCCCGUCGAAUACGCUGCGAGAGCGGCGAGUCAUCGUCUGGAACUGGUCCAGGGCCUUGGUCUUGGCCAGGGGGGUGGCGAAGAAAUCGCCAUAUUUAUAUGCACGACCUCUUUUCCCUGGGUUCCUUGUCCAUUGUUCGUUUACGAGCCAAGAUACAGGCUGAUGGUUCGCCGAUGCAUCGAGGGCGGAAUAAGACAAUUCGGAAUCGCCGCGUGUUUGAAUAGGGAGGCAACGGGCCCCAAAAAAUACGCGGAGUACGGAACGAUGCUCGAAAUGAAAGACAGAGUACUGCUCAAGGACGGGUGCAGCAUAUUGAGCACCAUGGGAGGUAGAAGGUUCAGGGUGUUAUCAGGUGGAGAAAAAGACGGCUACGAUACCGCGCAGGUGGAAUUUUUAAGGGAUUCCGUUGUCCAGCCGGAUCAGCUGAUGGGUCUUCUUGAACUGCACGACAAGGUACGGACGAAAGGUCAAAGAUGGUGGUCAACCGUGGCGGCGUCCCAACAGGACGAAAUUCAGAGAGUUUUUGGCGGUAUGCCAGAACCGGAAAACGACUGGCCAUUGUUACCGGAUGGUCCGUCAUGGACGUGGUGGCUUUUGGCCAUACUUCCUUUGGGACCUCAACUUCAAGUUGGUAUCCUGGGUACGACGAGUCUGGAGAAAAGGUUGAGAGCAAUCGAAAAGACGCUCGAUCAUAUGGAACAAAGACAAUUGACCGUUGCAGCCGCACCGUCCGAGGAAACUACGACUCCCGUUAGUAUCUGCAGAGAUGAAGAAACCAUGAUGCAAAACAGUGUUGAGACCGUUGUUCAAGAAUCGUAGGGACGGACGAUUAGUAAGAAAAAAAAAAAAAAUAUUCGUUUAUUUUGUGCGUAAAAACUCGCUUGUGAAACGAUUGAUAAUUUGUUUUGUUUUUUUUUUUUUUAUUUUUAUAUGAUUAUUUUUUUCUUAAUUUUCAUUUGAAGUGAUAGCAAAUUGCGUAAUCGAUCAAUCUUCCGUACAAAGAAAAAAAUAAAUAAAUAAAUAAAUAAAUAUGGAAAUACAAAGAUAACAGACUGUUGGCACGGGGCAGCCAUUUCAAAGGUCCCGUAAAUAAUUUCAGGAAUGCAAAAUUCCGAUUUAUAAAUAUAGUUCGCAAAAAAUCGAACCUCACAACUGCUAGGAAAAGUUCACCAUUAGGAUCACGGUGAGCACGAGAGAAUUUUUAGUUUGUUUUUUUUAUUUCAUUCCCCUUCCCCUUCCUUUUCCAAAAUGUCGCAAAAUUUGGUGAGUAACAAUUUUCCUGACGUUGUGCCUGCGGUUCACCCUCGGGUUCAAAUGAAAAUUUGUGCGUUUGAUACGUAAUUUUCAACUAUCUGAAAUGUCGUUGAAUACGAAAAUAAUAACUAAAAAUUAUUGAUAUUCAACUAUUGAAAUCGAUGGAUGGAUAUAUAUUUGUAAAAAAUUUUUUCAUACGAAAAAUCGAUUCAUCAAUUUUCGCAACGCUCUUUUGAACCAAUUGCAUUUGAAUCCACGUGAGAUUCGACUUUGACCAGCUGUUGCCACAUUUCCUAAUGAAACUAAGAAAUUCACGACUUUAUUCGCCGGAUAAAAUAUAAAAGCCCAAAAUUUUGAUCUAUAUAUGGGGCAUUCCGCGGCAAAACGAAGACGUUCACGCGUCCACGAAUUCCACGCCACAUUGAUGAAAAAUACUGACAAUUUUUGCAAAAAGUACACUUUCGAUUGUGAUUUUUUCCCCCUCCGAUAAAAGUGUUGAAUAAGACGAAAAUCAUAAGACCAGAACCAAAAUGGGCGCUCGAUUCCACGAGCCUCCAUUCACGAAAUUGUCAAAUUUGAUCACAUUUUUUCACUUGAAAUAAAAUCUGUACGGGAGACCCUUCGAGUCAGACGGGCCACUUUUCCCAAAAUACUUUUUGAACUUGAUGAAACUAUUUCGUCGUCUUGAGGACCACUUGUGAACGCCCAAAGUGAAAAAGGUCCGAAAGCUACGAUUUGUGAACAAAGUCCAUGAACACGAAAACACGUCUUAAUAAUCUGUCUGUGUUAAAACCUAUUUCUUAUUUCCAAAAUGUGAUGAAAAAACGAAUUGAUUGAUUGAACUUUUUUUCGACUUUUCGAAGUUUUCGAUUUCAAUUCUUUCAAAACAAUUUUUCGGCAGCACUCCAUUCAUUUCUCUUAGAUUUUGGUGUGAAAUAUUGGUUGUGGCUUCUGGUUGAGUAGAACUAUGUGUAUUGGAAUUUAUAACACAAUCGGAGAAGAGUAAGUUCAAACAUCUCCGUUUUGACGUGCAAUGCCCCAUAUAUAAAUGCAAUAUUUGUAUUAUAUUUAAGUUUAUUCCAUUGCCUAUAAGACUUUCAGUAAACUAUAAUAGAAUAUAGUUAUUUAUUUUCACAUGAUUCUUUGAUUCAUAGCUUAGUGAUGAUAAAAUCAUAGAUGAAGCAUAUCAACGAUGCAAUCAAGUAUUUAUAUAAAAAAAUAAAUAAAUAGAUAAAAAUAAGAAAAUGCAAGAAAAAGAUAAACAACAAAGAAACGAGACAUACAAGUAUACAUAAAAUAUAAUUAUUGUUAAUCGGUGUUUCUAUUUCUACUUUAAAAGUAAAUUAAAACUAAAAAAAAAAAAAAA